Molecule: messenger RNA, 918 nt
Organism: Clonostachys rhizophaga
Lineage: Eukaryota; Fungi; Ascomycota; Sordariomycetes; Hypocreales; Bionectriaceae
Source: the annotation of a GenBank genome assembly
AUGUCACGCCCAACUACCGUCAUCCAGCCCCAAGGGCCCGUACAAAGCACCGCUACGAGUGUAUAUGGGAAAGGAGAUUUACUACUGCGAAUUGGCAACGGUGGUGCCGGUGCGACUGGUCUUGUGGAGGCUCUGGCUACCGACUAUCUCUCAACACUCUCGGAAUCACGGUCCAUAGCGUGGAUAUGCAAUCACUCGCUCAAUACUCAGGUCGCACUCUAUAGAAGCCAAAUUGAUUUGGCCUUUACGUAUGAACGAGACCGGGAGCAGCUGGCGGCGUCCGAGGGCUGGUCUCGCACCGCGGGAUGCGCAUUCCACGACCACUUCUGCUUGGCAGGACCGAGGGACGAUCCAGCAAACGCGCGUGGCGCCGCUACGGUGGCCGAUGCUCUUCGUCGGAUUUCAGAAUACGGUGGACUCUUCCACAGUAGGGCUGACGGAUCGGCAACUAUGGAGAAGGAGCGGCACCUAUGGUCGAGCUGCGGGUUGGAACCGUGGACUGACAAAGGGGCGGCUAAAUGGUAUCAAACCUCCCUCGAGACACCAGCCGGUGCCCUCAAGAUUGCCGAUCAGGCCGGUGCGUACCUCCUUACCGAUCGCUCUACCAUUCUGAAGCAGACGGGACUAAAGACGAUCUCAAAUACGGUCGUGUUUCUGGAGCCGACCAACCCUCAUCACAUAUUGAUGAACAGUUGCUACGCAUUGCAUUCACCACUCGCCCCAGAGGAGACAAAGAAAGCUGUGGCAGACUUCAUUGAAUAUCUCUUCUCAGUCAGGGGUCAGGGUGUCAUCGCCUCAUACGGCGUAGAGAGCUGUGGUCUACCGUUGUUUGCCCCUGUGGCUGAUGGGUUUGCCAGAGCAAAGCUGACAGGAGGACGACCUGCGCAGGGUACAUGGACAUUUGGGGCGCGACUCUAA